AGAGCAUGUUAGCUAUUUGCUAGAAUUAAGAGCGAGCAGGCAGCGCACAGCAUGGACAAGGUGAAGUCGAAGGUGAACGAAGGGACUAAAGUACCAGUGGACCAAACUAAACAGCGACCAGGCUCAGCCAAGAAACCAUCUCACUCUCGUCGUAAGAGACCUCCGAAACGUCUUUCCCAGCGGCCCAACGAUGUGUACAUCAAUCGUUCCUCCCAGUUUGCAGGGCAGCUGUCUCGUUGCAAGAGGCUUUUCGAUCAGGGGUUCCAAGAGGUAACGGUACAUGGUCUAGGUGCUGCAAUCCAUCGAGCUAUCAAUCUGUCGUUGCAGCUGCGAGAGAACUACACCCUCUCCACUCACACCACCACCUCCACUGUGCAGCUGGUGGACGACCUGGAGCCAUUGACAGAUGAUGUUGACUAUCAGACUCAGUCGAGGCCCAGUUCUGCCAUUCACAUUCGACUCUCUCGACUCUCCCCACCACCCACACCACCCUCACUUCCUACACCACCCUCACACCCUACACCAUCCUCACACCUUACAUCAUUCUCACACCCUACACCACCCUCACACCCACCAUCUUCACUCCCUACAUCAUCCUCACUUCCUACACCAUCCUCACACCCUACACCAUCCUCACAAACUGCACAGCCCUCACAGUCGUCAACAAAGCAGAGUGGGCGGAGAAAGAGCUCAGGAAGCAAGAGUUCUGGUGGCAAAAGUUCAGACAGAAGCUCCAAAAGUAAAGACUACACAGCUAGAACUUUGUGAUACAUGCAGCUUGUUGUUAUUAUUAUUAUUAUUAUGCACUUAUUAAUUUUACUAAUUGUAUUAUAUGAAUUUUGUGAUUUGUAUAAUUAUAGAGGUGUUAUGUGGGACAUGUGUUCUUUAUAAUUAUUUGAGACCAUGAA
Molecule: messenger RNA, 908 nt
Organism: Halichondria panicea
Lineage: Eukaryota; Metazoa; Porifera; Demospongiae; Suberitida; Halichondriidae
Product: ribonuclease P protein subunit p20-like
Exons: 4
Coding region: 52-768 (238 amino acids)
Biological process (GO): tRNA 5'-leader removal
Cellular component (GO): nucleus; nucleolar ribonuclease P complex; ribonuclease MRP complex
Molecular function (GO): nucleic acid binding
Source: RefSeq, a predicted model, not a curated record